This is a messenger RNA of Lodderomyces parapsilosis, 2295 nucleotides long. RefSeq names its product Zcf21p (gene ZCF21). The coding region runs from base 1 to 2295 and encodes 764 amino acids. Gene Ontology annotation, molecular function: zinc ion binding; DNA-binding transcription factor activity, RNA polymerase II-specific. Gene Ontology annotation, biological process: regulation of DNA-templated transcription. The record is from RefSeq and is a predicted model, not a curated record. The transcript has a single exon. Lineage: Eukaryota; Fungi; Ascomycota; Pichiomycetes; Serinales; Debaryomycetaceae.
AUGGAUGUUUAUCAAAAAGCAUUAAGGAAUCCUGAUUCACCCAAUAAGUCCAAUUCCCAUUCGAGGACUCCACUGAUUGACAGCGGGAGAAAAGUAUCAUUUAUUCCCGGAGUACCUAGUAUUAACCAGAUACGACAAGAACCCCGACUACUGCAACCUAUGCAACCAUUACCAGCUCUCGUAGAACUGCAACCACAUCGUACAACUUUUGCACCAGGAUUUCCUCCUCAGCAACAAGCUUUCCCUGUUCCAACAUAUACACAACAGCAGCAGCAACAACCGCAGCAACUUCAAGUACCGAAUCACGGAAGUACGCAACUGAUGACAAAUAAUUCAGUUACAAAUAUUCAACAGAGCCAGUCGCCGGUAUUGGUAAACACCCCUGAGCUGCGACAACAACAACAACAACAACAAGCUCAACUUCAGCACGAUUUAUCAUCCAAGAGAAAGAGAAACUCACGUCGAAAGCAUCGAAACUCGCAUCUUGGCUGUGGAACAUGUAAAAGGAGAAGAAUCAAAUGUGAUGAAACUUUACCGUCGUGUCUUAAUUGUAUGAAGGGAAAGUUACAUUGUGCAUAUUUAAAUCUUGACAAUCAUGCAAGAAAUGCUUUGAGAUUGGCUCAAUAUAAUCAAUCAAUGAGACAGGAUCGGUUGGAUGGAAGUAAAGCUGGGGAUGAACAACUUGAAGAACAACAACAACAAAAAUUUCAUCAAAUUCAACAACUUCAGCAACAGCAACAUCAACAGCAGCAGCAGCAACAACAGGUACUGGGUGGCGCUUCACUUCUUCAACAACAAACUCCAAAUGGUCCUGUUCUCGCAACAGUGGGAAAUGCACCACCACCGCCACAUCAAGCUACAAUGGUGACCAAUUGUGGCACUCCAUUUAUUCCUACUCAACAGCCUUUGGAUCAGGGAGCUGCAUUGCCUCCUACGGCUGUCAUGCAAUCACCAUAUGGUCCAAUAUCGUUAGUUCCAGUGUUGACCAACACUGGUGCUGUUGUAUACGCUCCAACGUCAGCAUUACCUAGCGCAGCUCCACCAGUAGUUGCGGGGGCCUCAGGAUCGCCAAUGACGACUGUUUCUCAGCAACCAACACCAGCUGCCUCCCAAGUGUCUAUAUUGACGAAUCCUCCACCACCACAACAACAACAACUAUUAACUCAACCAUCUCUUCCAUUGCCACAGCAACAACAACAACAACAACAACAACAGCAACAACAACAGACUCCAGGUUCAAUGCGAGGAAGAGCAACCUCGAUUUUGUCGACAUCUUCCACAAUGGGACCAGACUCAACCACACAGUCAACAUCAUCAGUGUCGCCAACUCAACGACAACGACAACAGAAUCAACGAUUACCAUCAUUGACUCCCAUCACUUCAACAGCUGCAAAUGCGGCAACAUUGGCAUCGCAGAAUAUACACAUCAAGACGCAGCUGCAACCGCAACUGCAACCACAGCAAGAUCAACAAUCAUUGAAUACUGAAGUCAAAUUACCGCCGAUCCCACUUGCACCUAUUUCUGUUCCUAGUAUAAAUGUAUCCAAAUCAGAUGCAUCGUCUGUUUCACCUUCACUCAAAUCAGAUUCCGAUUCCAUACAAGCACUGCAAUCAGCACCUGUCUUGUCCCCAAUUUCAAUGAAUAGUGGUGAACCGAAAGUAUUGCCAAGCCUCCCUAGUAUUUCUCAGAUGACAAAGCAACCCACAUUAAAUGCAACUAUCCCUAUAUCGAAUUUGCAACAACAACUAGAGAAAGAAAACAACGAGGCUGAAAAUGAAGAGCAACAACGCCGGGAUGAACGAGUUCGUGUUUACUCGCGGUCUGAACCACAUACAUCAUCAUUAUCGAGAUCUAGAUCUCGUUCACCGACAAGAUCUACCAAAUCUAGAUCAGUUAGUCCACAAUUAAUCGCAAAUAAUGUCAUCGCCGCUAAUGCUGUUCCUACAGCCACUACUACCACUACUGCAUUAUCAGAAAAUACCGCAACCGAUGUAGCGAAUUCUUCUUUAAAGUCAAUUCCCAAACCAGGGUCAGUGUCCAAUUUUGGCUCAUUGAGCAUCAAUGAAGAAAAGGGGAAGGAAGUGAAGAAGACAAAGGAGAAAGUAAUGGAGCAAGCUAAGAAUGGUGAUUUAAAAUUGAGGUUGCCAUUAACGGGAGUCGAGGUGUCCGCUGCUGGUGCUGGUGCUGGUGCUGGUGCUUCUGGUGCUUCUGGUGCUUCUGGUGCUUCUGGUGCAACCAGAAAUGGAUCACAGGAGGAAGAGGAGAAGGUAUCCAUAUCAAAAUUGAUUACCUGA